Molecule: messenger RNA, 562 nt
Organism: Megalops cyprinoides (Indo-Pacific tarpon)
Lineage: Eukaryota; Metazoa; Chordata; Actinopteri; Elopiformes; Megalopidae
Gene: dpm3
Product: dolichyl-phosphate mannosyltransferase subunit 3, regulatory
Exons: 2
Coding region: 128-406 (92 amino acids)
Biological process (GO): GPI anchor biosynthetic process
Cellular component (GO): dolichol-phosphate-mannose synthase complex; endoplasmic reticulum membrane
Source: RefSeq, a predicted model, not a curated record
CUUGCGCAUAACUUGUUAGCGCUGAGGUGGCUCAAGUCAGGGGUAUUGUAGCUAACGGGAAAUAUAUUGCUGAACUUACCGGGUACGUUUGAUCGCAUAUCUUCACCGCUACAAACCUACUUUGAUCAUGACCAAGCUGCUGGAGUGGUUGCUGGGUACUGCAGUGGUGGGGAUCGCUUGGGGGCUGCUGACCUUUGACCUGCUGGACCUAAAGCUGCCCCAGGUGUACCGAGAGGUGGUCUGGCCCAUGCCUGUGUAUUUCUUGGUGGCGUUUGGCUGUUACUCCCUGGCCACUGUGGGGUAUAGAGUGGCCACCUUCAAUGACUGCGAAGAGGCUGCUAAGGAACUACAGGCCCAGAUCCAAGAGGCCAAGUCGGAUCUUGUGAAAAAGGGACUGAAAUUCUAAUCCGAUGCUUGCUGUUCUGUACCUGGCCGGGACACGGUUUAAAAAGCUUGUCAAGAGGACGAACUGUGGGCCGCUCUGCACUGCUUGUACGGGAGCGAUUCUGUUGAUUUGAGUUCAGAACUGUGAAAUGAGUUGAGUCAUCUUUCUGUUCCUCAC